Molecule: messenger RNA, 3248 nt
Organism: Meloidogyne enterolobii
Lineage: Eukaryota; Metazoa; Nematoda; Chromadorea; Rhabditida; Meloidogynidae
Source: the annotation of a GenBank genome assembly
UUUAGGUUUAUUUCUUUUUUGAUUAUAAAACCGAAAAUGGACGAUUUACUUGAUAGUAUUGAUGACUCAGAAGACCAACAACCAGCUCCAUCAUCAAUGACUUUACUUGAACAACGUAAACAAAACGAAGCUAGAGCAUUUUCUCAAGGAUUAUUACAAAGUAUGGCUGGUGGAAGUAAUGCUGCUAGUUCUUCUGGUGGUAAAAGAUCUUCUGAAAUUAUUCAGUCUACAACUGAUGAGUUUAUGGAAGAAGGACCUUCCUCUUCUAAAAAGAUUAAAGAUGAAGUGGAGGAAGUGGAGGAUAUUGAUCAAUCACUUUUGAGAGGUCCUGCAAUACGUACUUAUAUGGUUAAAGCUGAAAAUAAUUGCACUCACGAGGUUGUAAUUCCUGAAGAUUUUGAAUAUUCUGGUUUGAGAACAAUUACUGGGGAUCCUGCAAAAACUUAUGAAUUUAAAUUGGAUAUGUUCCAAAAGCAAGCAAUUACUUGCCUAGAUAAUAAACAUUCGGUACUUGUUUCUGCUCACACUUCUGCAGGAAAAACUGUUGUUGCUCUUUAUGCAAUUGCUUUAGCACUUCGAGAUAAACAGCGUGUUAUAUAUACAUCUCCAAUCAAAGCUUUGAGUAAUCAAAAGUAUCGAGAAUUAGCUGAGGAAUUUGAGGAUGUUGGAUUGAUGACUGGGGAUGUAACGUUAAAUCCAAAUGCUUCUUGUAUUGUUAUGACAACAGAAAUUUUACGUUCAAUGCUUUAUAGAGGUUCUGAAAUUACUCGCGAAAUUGGAUGGGUAAUUUUUGAUGAAAUUCAUUAUAUGCGUGAUAAAGAACGUGGAGUUGUCUGGGAAGAGACUUUAAUUUUAAUGCAAGACACAACUCAUUUUGUUUUUCUUUCUGCAACAAUACCUAAUGCUAAGGAAUUUGCAAAGUGGAUUUGUUAUCUUCAUCAUCAACCUUGUCACGUUGUUUACACGGAUACUCGACCUGUUCCUCUUCAACAUUUAAUUUUUCCAUGUGGUGCAGAUGGGUUAUAUGAAGUUGUUGAUAUAAAAGGAAAUUUCAAACAAGAUAAUUUUCAAAAAGCUAUGAAUUUUCUUGUCGAUUCACAACCACUUGGUGAUAAUGUUGAUAAUGCUGCAGGUCCACCAAGGCGUAGUAUUGCCGGUGGUGGAGGUGAUCCACUCAACAAAAGUGUUUUGAAAAUUAUUAGAACAAUUCAUGAACGUGAUAUGCUUCCUUGCAUUAUAUUCUCUUUUAGUCGAAAAGAAUGUGAAAUGUAUGCAACAAAAGUUAAACAAAUGGAUUUUAAUUCAGAAGAAGAAAAGCGUGCUGUUAGUCUUAUUUUUGACAAUGCUAUUGAUUUACUUGCUGAUGAAGACAAAAAACUACCUCAAAUUAAAAAUGUUUUGCCCUAUUUGUUAAGAGGGAUUGGUAUUCACCAUUCUGGUCAAUUACCUAUAAUGAAGGAAAUUGUUGAGAUUUUGUUUGGUGAAGGACUUAUUAAGACCCUUUUUGCAACUGAAACUUUUGCUAUGGGUGUUAAUAUGCCAGCGAAAACUGUACUUUUUACUUCUGCACGUAAAUUUGAUGGAACAGUAAAUCGUUGGAUAAGUGGUGGUGAAUAUAUUCAAAUGAGUGGGCGGGCAGGGCGACGUGGCAAAGACGAUCGUGGCUUGGUUAUUCUUAUGUUGGAUACACAAAUGAGUGCAGAUCAAGCUAUGCAUUUGCUUAAGGGUAACAGCGAUCCGCUUAAUUCACAAUUUCGUCUAACUUACAAUAUGGUACUUAAUUUGUUCCGUGUUCCUGAAAUCAAUCCACAAUAUAUGUUGGAGAAGUCCUUUUAUCAAUUCCAGAAUUAUGCCGCUAUACCAAAUCUCAGACAAGGUUUUCACUUAUAUUUUUGUCAAAUAUUUUUUAUCGAUCCAUUAGCAAUGCGCGAGAAACAUGCUUUACUUAUGGAUGCUCGUGUUAGUCAUGAGAUGGAAAUUGAGGCUUAUUAUAAUAUUGAAAAGCGUAUUCAACAAUUACAACAGUCAAUUAAAUCUAAAAUUUUGAAGCCCUCUAAAGUUGUGCCGUUUUUUCAGCCUGGACGUUUAUUAAAGAUGAAACAUUUUGACAAAGAUUAUGAUUGGACAGUUUUGAUAAAUUGGCGCAAAACACCAAAUCCAUUGGAUCCUACCUCACCUGAACUUAUAUAUAUUGUUGAGGUAGCUGUUCUAGUGAGUAAAGAAAGUGAACGACAUUUGCCUAAUCUCGCCCUUCUUAAGCCGCCAGAUUUGCGUGAACAAGGGGUCAUCUGCGUUAUACCUUUUACUUUUGAAUGUAUAUCUGCAAUAAGUACGAUUAGAUUGAAAGUUCCACAGGAAUUGAAAAGCAAGGAAGCAAGAGAUGCAUUAGCAAUUACUUUGGCGGAAACCAAAAAACGCUUUAGCAAUUUAAUUCCCGAACUUGAUCCAAUUGAACAUAUGGGAAUAUCUGACCCACAAGUAAAGAAGGAAAUUGAAUUAUUGUUUACUCAUGAACAGAGAUACAAGGAUCAUCCUUUAAAGGGACGUCCAGAUUUUGAUCAAAUUUACAGUGCAUAUAUGAGGAAAUUAAAAUUAGAAGAGGAAUAUAAAGAAGCAAAAAAUAAAUCUGAAAACAGUCGAAAGUUAUUACAAAUGGAUGAAUUACAAUGCAGAAAACGUGUGCUUAGACGUCUUGGUUAUGCUAAUGAAGAAGAUACAAUAACCGAUAAAGGCCGUGUUGCUUGCGAAUUAAGUUCAGCUGAUGAAUUAUUAUUGACAGAAAUGUUAUUUACUGGGGCAUUUGCUUCAAUGGAAGCUGAAGAAGCUGCUGCUUUGCUUACUUGUUUUGUAUUUGAAGAGAAAGCCCCAACAUUAAGAUUACCAGAAAACCUCAGCAGUGCUUUAAGGAAUUUACAAAGUAAUGCAAAGAAAAUUGCAAAAGUUUGUAUUGAAUCAAAGCUUGAAUUGGAUGAAGAAAAAUAUGUUGAACAGUUUAGCCCUGGAAUGAUGGAUGUUGUUUACAAUUGGUGUUUGGGCUCUUCUUUUGCACAAAUAAUGGAAAAUACACAACUUUUUGAAGGAAGUAUUAUUCGCUGUAUGCGUCGUUUAGACGAACUUUUACAUGAAAUGAUAGGCGCUUCUAGAUCGUUACAAGAUGACUCUCUUGUUGAAAAGUUUGAGAAGGCUAGAAAUUUGUUGAAACGUGAUAUUGUUUUUUCUGCAUCUUUAUAUCUUUGAGUUGGACUAUU